AUGGAAUUAAAGGCACUAACCACCAUUAUUAGACGUUCUUUGCCUUGUAGUUUGCAACAGGAAAUCAACCAAUUCUCUAUCGAUGGUUUCGCACACAAAUAUUUUGCUACACAUAAACGAGGACUUUUUAGAAGAGCAAUACCAAUGAAUGAACUAUUAAGUUGGACAAGAGAUUCCAUCAAACAACCACUUUUAUUAUCGAACAAGAAUUAUAAAGAUGCACUCAAGUGUUUUAAAAUCUUACAGUUAUUAAUGCAUGAUCGACAAAGACCAAAACAUUUCAAUUCGAUGGAAAGUUUCCAAGCCUUGUUGAGCUGUGGUAUUAGCAAAGGUCAAAUGCGUGAUGAAAUUUACGUUCAGGUCUGCAGGCAGCUGAACAAAAAUCCCAGGGGUAAAUAUGUUUCAUUAAAGUUGAUUCGUAUUUGUAGUAGGGGUGCAAGAGGAAAAGUACUUUCACCUGCAGAAAUUGAAAGAGCUAUGGAAGCACCUUUUAAACCUUCCGUAUUUGGAGAGCCCUUAGAUGUCAUCAUGGAGCAACAAAAGGAUGAUUCUAGCAGGAUACCAAAGAUUGUAACAUUUUUAACCAAUGCUGUGCAUGAUUUAAAUGGUCAAACUUCUGAAGGAAUAUUCCGUGUACCUGGAGAUGCAGAUGCUGUCACUGAAUUGGUUAGUGUAGAUCUUUCUGAACCAUUGAUACCCACCUCUUUGUACGAUGACUGUAUUUCAAAUGCGCAUGACAAGGAAAAGGCAGUAGAGAUCAUAAAUUCACUGCCUGAAAUCAACCGUCGCAUUGCUCUUUAUAUGAUUCGAUUUUUACAAGAUUUUUCUGACCCACAAGUGAUUGAACAUACAUUGAUGAAUGUGGUGAAUUUAGCGAUGGUAUUCGCACCCAAUUUCUUGCGUUGUCCCUCUGUCAAUUUAACUACGAUAUUUGAAAACUCUAAAUAUGAGCAAGCAUUUCUUAAGACAUUAAUUACUGAAUUAGAAGUGGACAAAGAAGCUUGUGCCUUUCAAGACAUGGAUAUUAUUGGAAGAAUUAAAUUGCAGCAGAAUUCAGACAUGUAUGAUAUUAAAGCAUCAGUAACCAAUGCAACUUUGAGUGGUUUUACUAUUGAAUAUAAAAACUAUUACAAGGUCGUAACAAACAUCAUAACAGGUCAAAAGUACUGCCUUGUAGGUUGGAACCAAGUACGCCCUGAAGACUGUCCACAAGAUUCAUCCUUCAAUGUACCUAUACAAGAGUUCAAUUUUGAUACUGACUCUUACCACGCAAUACCAUAUAUUGAAUUGCUCGGUAUUCAAACUAAGUUGUCUGGAAGUGUUAAUAUUCAAAAUAUCACUUCUCCUUGUAUACUUGAUGGUAGUCAAAACACUAAAAUUACAUCUCCUCAAAUGGUUCUUUCUUUGCGAUCAGUAGGUUUGCCAUACAAAGCAUCUUGGUUAUUAUACCUUGGCGUCUUUUUUGAUAUGGAAUCAGAAGCACUUUUAGCUUAUAAUCAAAUUGCUAAUAAUUACAAUUGUCACAAGAGAAACUUACAAAGAGUUAAUAAGAACAGAAUCGUAUCAUGGACUUCUUUCGAUCCUAUAAAGAAGACCUACACAAUCAACGGCGAUAAUUACUAUACUCAAUUGUCCUCUGAUGCUGGUGCAGUACUUCGCUCACCUAAUAGACUACAAGACAACACAUACAAUACUGCAGUAUUUACCGAGCUCCAUGCACUUGCUCUUCAGUUACAAGGAGCAGAAUUUAUUUUUGAUAUCAGUGACACAUCUGUUGAUUACGCUACUUGGUAUAAAUCAGGCGGUGUGUACUUUACCCCCAACAAUAGCUUUGCUCAUGUUCCCGCUAUUGCUGAUAGUCAAGUUUAUUCGACUCAUGGUCUUGUAAAUUCAAACGGCAUCUCUGGUAAGUUAUAUAUUUAG
This is a messenger RNA of Mucor mucedo, 1923 nucleotides long. RefSeq lists its product as uncharacterized. Bases 1 to 1923 code for a protein of 640 amino acids. Gene Ontology annotation, cellular component: cytoplasm; cytoskeleton. The record is from RefSeq and is a predicted model, not a curated record. Lineage: Eukaryota; Fungi; Mucoromycota; Mucoromycetes; Mucorales; Mucoraceae. Gene Ontology annotation, molecular function: GTPase activator activity. The transcript has 9 exons. Gene Ontology annotation, biological process: signal transduction.